Molecule: messenger RNA, 5080 nt
Organism: Glossina fuscipes
Lineage: Eukaryota; Metazoa; Arthropoda; Insecta; Diptera; Glossinidae
Product: zinc finger matrin-type protein CG9776
Exons: 9
Coding region: 256-4920 (1554 amino acids)
Biological process (GO): negative regulation of DNA-templated transcription; positive regulation of DNA-templated transcription
Cellular component (GO): nucleoplasm
Molecular function (GO): zinc ion binding; nucleic acid binding
Source: RefSeq, a predicted model, not a curated record
UCAUCAAUUGUAAAAAAGAAUGACGAAUGGCGUAGGCUAAAUAAUUAAUUUGACGAAGAAAUUAGUUGUUUAGCUUAAAAAAUUGCCAACAAUACUGGUGAAUCUUAAAAAACUUAAGUGUAAUACCAUUUGCUUAAAAUAAAAGUGAAAAAAGUUCAGCUAUACAGUUUAAAAAAAUUUCGAGUAGGUACAGGCCUUCCAUCUCACUGGAUUGCUUAAUCAGCAAGUUUUAACUCAUUCGCAACGAAAAGUAACAUGGAAGAAGAUUUGAUAUUACAACAACCAUCAGAUAGACGUUUAGGUAAUGCAAAUGCUUUGCCGCCAGGACCUCCUGGAGCAGAAUUUGAUGCAUUGGAGUUUGACGCCAAAAAUGUUCCACCUAAAGCGCUGGAAAAAGAGAGUAUGUGCUCGGCGAGUCGAUCCAGUAGACGUCGUUCUCCCUCGGUAAGUCCUGCUCGCAAACGUCAGUCUGCGUCGCGCACACGUCGUUCUCCUUCCUCGCCACCACCAACCAGAGACCGGCGACGGAGAUCUCCUUCACCGCUACCACGGCGGAACCGCUAUCGUGACUAUUCGCCGGAUAGACGUCGGUACGAUCGAUCGGGCCGACGUUCACCGGACCGCAGGCGUUCUCCCCCACCCCGCGAUCGCCGAAGUGGUCUGAGUGGUGGACGAGAUCGUUAUCGGGGAAGAGCACGCAGCUCGAGUCGUUCCCUCAGUCGGAGCCCUUCACCUAUACGCAAUCGUGCUACUGCUGGACGUUGGUCUCCUAAGAAAAAGCCUAGUUCACCACCACCACCGCAGAAUCAACAAUUACCCAUGCCUACGACUAUAUCUCAACAACCCCCGAAUGGUCCACCUACUCAACCACCGCCACAAUAUAGUGUUAUGACUCAUACCGGACCACAACUAUAUGGCGACGCUUACGGUCAAGGACCGUAUAAUCAAUAUGGUGUUCCACCACCACAACCGAAUUUUGUAAAUGCCGCAGAUAGUUAUGGUAUGCCACCUCAGACACAGAGUUUUAACGCGGCCUAUCCCCCUCCUGGAGCUUGGAGUGUAGAUACUUAUGGUCAACAACAGUGGUUACCACCUCCGAACCAACUACAAACAAUGCCUGCACCGCCCCCGCAGCAACAACAGCAAACUACGCAACCGCCUCCGCCGAUGUCGGUCGUAGGACAAUCCGCUGCAGUGCAAGUAACACAAUCCGCUAAUACUUCAAAUCAAUCGUUACAUACUUUACCAGACGCCGCACCUGGCACCAUAGAUCCAAAUCCAGCUCAUGAUGCGGUGGCUCAAGAGGCAGAAAAUCAACGCGAUGAGUUGAAGAAGCAGCGCACUAGUUAUUUGAAAAAGACUUCAGUUCUAAAGAAGGAGCUGAAAAUGUUGAAAGAGCAACGCAAGGACUUGCAUAAGGACAGCGUCCCGCCGUCGCCCACCACUAAGGGUUUCAUAGAUGAAAACGAAAAAUUACAGAAUCAAAUCCAGAAAAAAUUGAGUACUAUAGAGAAUGUUAUUGAUAUGCUUACGGGGAUAAUUGGUGAGGAGAAUCUCGACAAAGAGGAUGAAGCUGACGAAGAAGAAACCUUACCGAAGGAUGCGGUUAGUAAAAACGUCAUCUUUCCUCCCAUAGACGUAAAACAACAGGAGCCACGCAGUGUGACACCUUCAAAACCUCUCAACAAAAAACCUUUCACAUCAUCAUCAUCAUCCGACGAUACCUCAACUGAUAGUGAUACCACUUCUACGUCUUCAUCCAGUUCUACAACCGAAAAUGAAGAAGAUAGAAAGCCUGGCCGCAGUGCUGCAAAUAAUGCUAAUGCCGCUGCAUCUGGCGUGACCGCAGAAGAUGAUGAGGACGACGACGAUGAUAGUUCAGCUGAACGUUUGAAAAACAAAGUCAUUGAAUCCAUGAAAAAUAAGCAAAAGGAAAUCGCUAAAAUUAAAACGGAACAGAAAAUUGUUGAGAGAAAGGAACGAUUCAAUUACGUCUUCUAUGAUCCCGAAAUGCAUUGGUGUCAAACAUGCGAUAUAUUUCCGAAAACUGCACGCGAUUAUCUCGAUCAUUUGCAUUCCCCGGAGCACAUGGAUCGCGAAAGUAUUGAUACGCCAUGGCAUUUAAACAUGAUAACAAACCAAUUCCCUACGUAUGAAAAUGCUCCCACAAAAAGAACGCCCAUUAGAGGUUUGACAUUCUUUGUGCCAGCCUCUGCUUGGUUCUGUAAAUUAUGCAGUAUUUGGAUGGGUGAUUUACAUUGUGCUUCGACACAUUUAAAAUCGCAAUUGCAUGCUAAUCGCUAUAAUGCUUUCUUAGAAGAAAAUCCCCAUUAUGAGGUUAACUGGUUGGCCGAUCGUCAGCGAGUUUUAAAUGAAAAGAAAACUAUGCCUUUGCCGCCACAAAUAACGUCGAUAUCCACCACUGCAGGUGAACGUAAGAAAACAAAGAAAGAUGAUGAUAAACCUAGCAAGAAACGUAAGAAGAAAAGCGAUAAAAAGCAAAAAAAGAAGAAAAAGAAGUCUUCGAAGAAACGUAAAAAGUCCUCUGGUAAUGUUUCCAGUUCUUCAUGCACUAGCGAUUCGUCUUCUUCCACUACUGAAGAUGAAGAGCCAGUUAAGAAAAAACAUCGCCCGACAGUAGAAGUCAAAGAAUUAGAUAAUCCCAAUCCGGCUGCUUCAAUACGCGUAACUAUGCGAAAGCAAGAAACUUUAAAGCACUCGGACGAAAUAGAAUUACCUGCACUACCACCUUCUAUGAAAAUCAAGCAAGAGCCCACACAGCCAGCAGCACCAGUGGCAGCACAAGUACGCCUAAGUAAAUGGACUGUAGCGCAGGAAAGCACAGCUGCAGUUAAACCAAAAGACGAAGAGAAACACGGCCAAGAAGAAGAUAAUAUUAUACAGCAAUGGAACACCGUACAACCGGUAAUAAGCGAAAGUGAAAAGAAACUGCUUGAACAGCUAAAGGGUAAACUUAAAAAUAAACCCAAACAGGACCAUAGUACAUCUAAUACGACUUCAAAAGAUAAUUCAAUGCUACGUAGCGAAGUAGACAAAGAAAACAGAGAAAAAGAUAGGAAUCGAUCAGGAAGGGACAGAGAUCGCAGCGGCCGUGAUAGAGGAGAACGGGAUAAGGAUAGAGAUAGGGACAGAGAUAGGGAAAGACGUGAUGAACGCGACCGCGGCGGCGGCCGAGAAGAAAUUGAUAGAAGAGCUGCGCGUCGUUCACGCACCCGUAGCCCAACACGCAGUUGUAGUCGUGGUAGAGAUUAUCGCCGCUUUAGACGGUCUCGCUCUCGUAGUCGUGGGCGUAUAUCACCCCGCGGUUGGCGCGGUCGCCGAGGAAUUGGCCGAGGUGGGCGCUCGCGCUCCCGAUCACCUCGCCGACGAUCCCGUUCUUACGAUCGCUCUCGACGACGUGUAUCCCGCUCUCGCACUCGUACACGUUCCCGUUCAAAAAGUAAUAACCGUAUUGAGAAACCCGUGGUAAGGCAGCCCGAAUUCCGACCACGAGUACCUGAAAAGGACAAAGAGAAGGAAAAGAAGUCGAAAGAGAACACAGAGAAAAAGGAAAAAUCCAAAAGCAAAUCUUCGAAUGCGAGUACAUCAAGCAAUGCUGGAGGCAAAAAAUUACCUUUUAUAGGUAAAAUGCCAGUAUUCAAGAAACAAGUUGGUUCAGGGCAGCAGGGAGAAAAUGGUGAAAAGCGCACCGAUGAUCAACAACAACAGCAACAGAGCUAUAUGUACACGAUGGAUCCGAAUAAUUACACGGCUGGCGCCCCAAAUGCCGGCCAACAGCGGCCUCCAGCACCCACAGCUGCUCAGAUACAGCUGGCCAUGAUGGAGGAUGCUUAUGGUAACGCGCCACCUUUUCACCCUGAUGUGGGUAUGAUGGUAGAUUACGAUGAUCUGAUGCCAGAUCCUGCACAAUUUGUCAAUAUUAUGGGUCAAGCGCCACCCCCACCACCACCACCAACUAAUCCAGACAAAGACGAAGAAGAAGAUAUGUUGCCUCCUGGUAUAGAUCAAGAGGAAUCAGAAGAAUUUGUUCCCAAACCUAUCACUGAUGGACCAGCUCCAACUAAAGGUCCCCUACCAAAGGACCUAGAAGAGGCUUUAAACAUUAUUUUCCCGGGUGAGAAAAAGCCGGAUGAUGGUGAAGGCAAUGAUAACCAAGGAGGGGUAGAAAAGAAAUCGAAGUUAACCGCACACAGUAACGGAGAGACCCAAAUAAUUGUCGAUGAACCGGUGCUACAAGCUGAAGAACUGGCUAAAGAAGGCAUACACCUGGUGACAUUAGAUGAAACUUCUAUUGUGGGUUUGGAUGAAGCAUCUCAGAUGAGCAUGAAUGAGCCGUUAGUCUUUAACAAACCGACAAAAAAUAAUCCAAUGCUUCCGAGCAAUAUGAUUACCGACAUGGAAUUGGAAGACGCGGGCUCACAGCCUGGUGAAAUAACACAAUCCGUACCACAAUCAAUAUUAGAUGAAAUUUCUCCUCCUCUUCCACCACAAGAGGUCAUAACUGAAAGUAAAAAAUCGGUGCAAGACCAGCAAGUUGCAGUGGAUAAAACUGACAAGAAGGUACAAGAAGAACAAUUUAUACAAGACGAAUCAAUUAUAAAUUUACCAGAAGAAAUCCCGAUGCCAGACGCGCCGAUAUCAGAAGUAAAUCCUGAAGAAACGAAUAAUAUGGAACCAUCGAAUGAUUUAGAGCGACUAAUAAUGGACUCCAUUGCUGCUGAUGCCACAAAUACGGCAGACAGUAAAUUCGUUGUUAUAACAAAUGAGAUCGAUCUAGCGGACAUACCCCAGCCGCCGCCGUCACCUACAGAAAGUGAAAAGAACCGACGUCAGGAAGAAUUAAACGAUUUAGCGAUGCUCGGUAUUGAUGCUGAUGAUAUGGCAGCUCAAUGUAUGUAAAGUAGGUUUAAUGGCAAGAAAGAUUAUAUAUGAAAGAUGCGCUACACAAUAACUCAGACAAUGUAAUUACUAUUUUAACCCAGCACAUAUUUUCACAAGAAUUCCAAGGAUAUGUAAUAAAAUGCAAAUAUAUACGUACAUAUUUCCGUAAUUAUCAGAA